AUGCAGAGCUGCACGAUUGGUAGUCGGCGCAUAUCGUGUUGCGAGAUUUUUGAACCAGUCUUUGUGCUGCUCCGGGGGCGAUGCAUGCGCCUGAAGCCUCUUUACCAAAUUGACAACGUCGAGUCCUCGGUGCUGAGCAUCUCGAUUCUCACUGUACCAAGCUAUUUUACCACCCGGACGAACAGUCAGCCACAGGUAAUUUUGUAUAUAGCGGAUGGGCACGCCAAUGUACCAGUUUAUCCGCAUUAUUAUGUAAACGAAAACGAAUGGACACGGAUUCUUUUUCGAUUACGCAAAAUUGUGCUUUUACCAACCAAUAAACACUGCAUCCCAAAUGAUCAUUUUUUAGGCCGUGCUGCUUGCUUCAUAAGCCAGUGGCUUUCCGAAAUGAUCGCAAAACCAUACAACUGUACGCUAGCAUAUUUACAGUGCCAGCCAGCAUGCAGUCGCUCUGAUCUCGUCAUGCAGAAGUAUGGAUCGCCAAUACUGAAGACCCCUAAUGAUCCUACAAAAUUCCUCAUUGAAGCAUCCUAUUUUGAACUGCAAUAUGAACUUUACGAAGAAGUGGUACGGACAACGUUGCCUGGUUUCAUUUCACAAAUUGGUGGACAGUUCGGCCUGUUUCUUGGCGUUUCAAUCAUCACCGUUGUUGAAAUGAUUGUUGCAGUGGUCAAAUUGCUUUAUCGUGCAUGGAACGCAGCAGUUAGGCGGAAAAAAAGAAGUAUUACUAUCCAGUCCGUUUUCUCGUUAAAAGUAUAA
Gongylonema pulchrum is the source of this 759-nucleotide messenger RNA. NCBI's taxonomy places the organism in Eukaryota, Metazoa, Nematoda, Chromadorea, Rhabditida, Gongylonematidae. The record is from the annotation of a GenBank genome assembly.